GAGCUCGCCGCGGCGCUCAACUACCUCCACGGCAAGGGCGUCGUGCAUCGCGACGUCAAGCCGUCGAACGUGGACCGGCGCGGCCACGUCGCGCUCUGCGACUUCGGCAUCGCCGCCGUCGGCGCGCUCGACGGCGACGACGGCGGCGGCGCGACGCCGCGGCGCCGGUCCUUCUGCGGCACCGUCGAGUACAUGGCCCCCGAGCUGCUCCGCGGCGAGUCGUACUCCAAGGCCGUGGACUGGUGGGCGCUCGGCGUGCUCUUCCACGAGCUGCUCGCGGGCGCGACGCCCUUC
Molecule: messenger RNA, 294 nt
Organism: Aureococcus anophagefferens
Lineage: Eukaryota; Pelagophyceae; Pelagomonadales; Pelagomonadaceae
Exons: 2
Biological process (GO): protein phosphorylation
Molecular function (GO): ATP binding; protein kinase activity
Source: RefSeq, a predicted model, not a curated record